Molecule: messenger RNA, 2189 nt
Organism: Polyodon spathula (Mississippi paddlefish)
Lineage: Eukaryota; Metazoa; Chordata; Actinopteri; Acipenseriformes; Polyodontidae
Gene: galns
Product: galactosamine (N-acetyl)-6-sulfatase
Exons: 14
Coding region: 82-1656 (524 amino acids)
Molecular function (GO): arylsulfatase activity; N-acetylgalactosamine-6-sulfatase activity
Source: RefSeq, a predicted model, not a curated record
UUCCAUGUGACCAAAAACACUUUUCUGACAGCGAACUGACUGUCACAUGAUUUCCCUUCAGUCUCUACUCAGCAAAUUGCAAUGGAUUUUAAAUUCAUUGAAAGUAGUUUAAUUCUAAUCUGCAGUUUUGUAUGUAGCUGUACGUCAAAUGUAUUGAGCAAUGGGUCGGCUCCAAACAUUAUCAUUAUGCUUAUGGAUGACAUGGGUUGGGGCGAUCUGGGAGUGUUUGGUGAGCCUUCAAAGGAGACCCCGAAUUUGGACCGGAUGGCUGCAGAGGGAAUGCUUUUUCCCAAUUUCUACUCGGCAAACCCCCUUUGCUCUCCAUCCAGAGCUGCUCUGCUAACCGGUCGUCUACCAAUCAGGAACGGAUUCUACAGCACCAAUGGUCAUGCGAGAAAUGCAUACACCCCCCAGCAGAUUGUGGGAGGGAUCCCAAAGGAGGAGAUUCUGAUUCCAGAAAUGCUAAAGAAAGCUGGCUACAUCAGUAAAAUCAUUGGUAAAUGGCACCUGGGGCAUAGGCCGCAGUACCUGCCCCUGCAGCACGGCUUUGACGAGUGGUUCGGGGCUCCAAACUGUCACUUCGGCCCCUACAGCAGCAAAGAGGAAACCCCAAACAUCCCAGUGUACAACAACUCUGAAAUGGUGGGAAGGUAUUACGAAGACUUCAUGAUUAAUAGGAAAACAGGGGAAUCUAAUCUCACACAGCUCUAUCUAGAGGAAGCUCUCAGCUAUAUUAGGAGACAGGCCGCCUCCCAUCAACGAUUCUUCAUGUACUGGGCAGUGGACUCCACCCAUGCACCAGUCUACGCCUCGGAAAAAUUCAUUGGCAAAAGCCAGAGAGGGCGAUAUGGAGACGCAGUGAUGGAAAUCGACCACAGUGUGGGGCUCAUUCUGAAGGAGCUGCAGACCCAGGGAAUCGCAGAAAACACCUUUGUCUUUUUCACGUCAGAUAAUGGUGCUGCUCUGAUGUCGGGCCCUUUACAAGCUGGCAGCAAUGGGCCUUUCCUGUGUGGGAAGGAGACAACAUUUGAAGGUGGAAUGAGAGAGCCAGCGAUUGCAUGGUGGCCUGGGCACAUAAAAGCUGGGCAGGUCAGCUACCAGUUGGGGAGCGUGAUGGACCUGUUCACCACCAGCCUUUCUCUGGCUGGACUGCAGCCUCCAACUGACAGGGAACUUGAUGGCCUGGACCUGACCCUCGUCCUUCUGGAGAACCGCAUCAUUGACCGACCCAUCUUCUAUUAUCGUGGCAAUGAGAUGAUGGCAGUGAGGAUGGGGCUGUACAAGGCACAUUACUGGACAUGGAGCAACUCGUGGGAGGAGUUUAAGAAGGGGAUCGAUUUCUGUCCCGGGCAGAGCAUACCCAUAGUAACCAGCCACACGCAAGAAGAACACACCCAGCAGCCAAUCAUCUUCCACUUAGGGCGGGACCUGGGGGAGAAAUAUCCAAUCAGUGUCAGCAGUGCUGAGUACCAGGCUGUGCUGAAGCAGAUCUCCCCAGUGGUGGAGAAGCACAGGAAGGAGCUGAUUCCAGGAAUGCCACAGCUCAACAUGUGUGACCUGGCAGUCAUGAACUGGGCUCCUGCGGGCUGUGAGAAGCUGGGAAAGUGCCUCAAAGGUCCAGAGACCAAUCCCUGGAAGUGUGAGUGGCCACACUGAUAAUCAGCUGUCGGCACACUGGACUCCCAGAGUGGUCUCUGCACUGCUAGUGUCUUCUGUUCAACUUCAUACAGGUCCUGAAACUAUCUAUAUGUCUCGGAAAUAUGAAAAAACCUUUAAUUUGUUAAAAAAAAAAAAAGAAGUUAUUCUGCUUUAUGCAUGGAUGUAACUCUAAACCAGCUUGUAAAAUAAUGGUAGAAACAAAGUUUAUACACAGUGACACAGUGAGAAUUGUGUUUCUUUUAUAUUUAUGAGCCAAGGUGUAUGAUAUUUUGCCUGUGAAAGCUAUGAUCUUCAAGAAUUUCUACCUGGUGUACUGUAAGUAGUUUUUCUUGUGUACAAUACUAGAAUGACAACUGAGUGAAGUUCUAAUUUUUGAUUUGUACAUCAUAUAUAUAUAUAUAUUUUUUAUAUUUGUAUACUUACUGUACCAACUUCAAACAUAAAAAGCAGUAUGUUCUCCUUUUCCUGUGAACAUUAACGUGGUAAAUUACUGUUUCAUAUUUUAGCAUAAUAAAUACAUUGUCUACUAA